Messenger RNA from Silurus meridionalis, 2817 nucleotides. RefSeq names its product ST6 (alpha-N-acetyl-neuraminyl-2,3-beta-galactosyl-1,3)-N-acetylgalactosaminide alpha-2,6-sialyltransferase 4 (gene st6galnac4). The record is from RefSeq and is a predicted model, not a curated record. NCBI's taxonomy places the organism in Eukaryota, Metazoa, Chordata, Actinopteri, Siluriformes, Siluridae. Gene Ontology annotation, biological process: ganglioside biosynthetic process; oligosaccharide metabolic process. Gene Ontology annotation, molecular function: alpha-N-acetylgalactosaminide alpha-2,6-sialyltransferase activity.
GACUCGUUUCACGCAUUCCUUAUAUUCUUUAAACUUCCUGUUAUUAAAACACUACCAGUUUUCUCCACCGUUCACCCAAAUGGAAUGAAAAUGAUAUCGGAACUAAGUUUCUCAAUGAAUGUUUCACUCCGGAACAUAAACAUGGACGUGUCGAGGAAAAUGUAAGGAAUGUUCAUUUCCUUAGCUAGCUUGUCAUUUUAAUGUAUUAUUAUAUGUUAUUCUUGUAUUAAUAAUAGAUGAAUAGAAAAUAUUGCGCAUCAUAUGAGCUCAAUUUACAAAAUUAUUAUGGCUUGUGAAUUGUUUUUUCGUAUUUUUAAGUAUGAUUUACCGGAAUUGCUUUUCCUGUUGCUGGCACGAACCAAUGCAGAUUGUAUCUAAAACGACGCUGUUGUCCCUGUAGAGGUGCACUACAUAGUGAAUGUGUAAAAAGGGAGGCAUUUGGGAUUCAGCCCACUGUAAUACUAAACGACAAAAUCACGAGCAAAGCUAUUACUAUGACAAAGAUUGUGUAAUCGCAAUUAUUGUAUUAUGAUUGUUUUGUUUGCAUUAAAGAAUGACCUGAGCCAGAGUCAGAUGCAACCUGGUGGGAGAUCCUCAGGCUUCAACAGGAUAUGAAGUCUCUGAAGUAUAGUUUUUUUCUCCUCGUCAUUCUUGUCCUCUCUUUGUUGCUCUGGUACAAUCACGUAACCAAACCGAGAGAAGUAGAUCUGGGACUUCGGGGCUACGUGAGAAUUUCACCUCAAACCUGGUCAAGUUCACGUUAUCUGGCUCUACGCUGUGCCCGCUGCGCCGUGGUCUCCAGCUCGGGCCAGGUGCUAGGCAGCAGACGUGGGCAGGAGAUCGACGGGCAUGAAUGCGUGAUCCGCAUGAACGCUGCACCGACACGUGGCUUUGAGGCCGACGUGGGCAAUAGGACGACCGUCCGUGUCGUCUCACACUCCAGCGUGCGACGCCUGGUGCACCAAGACCUUUUUUUCAAGCAAGAGGCAAACACACGCUAUGUGGUUUGGGGUCCUGAGCGGAGCAUGAGGCACGACGGCAAGGGACGAGUGUUCAAUCUGUUGGCAAAAGUGGCACGGAAGUACCCAGGCGCGCACAUCUACGCCGUGAGCAGGGAGAAGAUGCUGCAGUGUGAUCUCGUCUUCCAAAAGGAGACUGGCAAGAACAGAAUGAGGUCAGGUGCAUUCCUCAGCACUGGAUUUUUCACUAUGAUUUUUGCGCUGGAUGUGUGCAACAGCAUUGAUGUUUAUGGGAUGAAAGACGGGUCAUAUUGCAGCCUCACCAAUUACUCUUCAGUACCGUAUCACUAUUACGAGGCGAAUCGUCUGGACGAGUGCGGCAUGUACAAAGCGCACGAGCGUGCACGGAGAGGCGGCCAUCGCUUCAUCACCGAGAAACAGAUCUACAGACAGUGGGCAUCGCAGGGAAAAUUACAAUUCCAAUAUCCUUCAUGGUGAACUCACAACAACACUGACACCUCUGUGCUACACAACAGCACACUCGAAGUACACCUUCCUCAAACUGCUGUUAGACGCCAAGGGGGGGUAAAAGCAAAACCGGCAACUGCGUUCAGGAUACAUUUCAAACCAUUUUCCACGUUUAUCCAUUUCAUAUUUAUUAUUUUUGCUUUAGCGUAGUGUUAUUUUUGCGAAGCUGCAUGUCGUUAGGCUACACAAGGUCACACAAGGUUUCAUCGUGUUACAGGAGAUGUGAUUAACUAAGAGAGGCUACAUAAAGAAUUGAUGAUAUGAGGUUACAUAGGGCUGUGGCUGACAGAUUCAAGAGUCUGUGUCAAGUUUUAGAGUUUAGAACAAAUACUAAUCUGAAUCCAAAUGUGUUACAGGGUCUGGUGCCUGCAUAAGACUUCCGUUAAUCUAUUAAUAAGAUACGGCUUGAAAUUACAUUAACACAAACUUUUAUUAUUUUACAGUCGCACCCAGUCACACAAUAAAAAAAAAAAAAGACUCCUCACAUUCCUCCUGAACUAUAAAAUUAGCGCAUCCUCUUUUUUUUUGCAGAGCUUUCGCAGCAAAUUGCUGGGAUCGAAACUCUUGACUUUCGGAUACAAAGUCCAAUGCCUUAUCCACUAAGCUACCACCUCCCUGUGUGCAGAAUCAUUGACAGUUUUUGUGGUUGACAGCUGUUUUGAACUCUCCAAUAUUAUACAGUAGCCUCGUGCCCUUCCUCCAUCUCACAUUCUUGUCGUAUUUUCUUGAGCGCCCUCGCUUUCUGUCAAGACAAAUGGAGAAGGCUUUGCGUUCAUUAGUGUAAAAGAAAAUCGAUCAAUAUUUGCUCAACUGUUGCUGUACAUUAUAGAGCUAAGAUAAAGGGAGAAUUUCGUCCAGAGAUAUUCAAAAACACCAAAUUUUUACUUAUGAAAGUGUUAAAAUAACUUUUUACAAAUAGAUUUUUUGGUUUGAAGGGUUUUAAAACACAGCAUGAGCUUUGGCAGCCUUUAUAUAUACAGUAUCUCACAAAAAUGAGUACACCUCUCACAUAUUAUCCACCAUUUUAGUAUAUCUUCUAUAAUACUUUUUUAUAGUUUAGUCAAUAUGCAGCCUGUAUAGCAGUACAGAUUUACUGUCCUCUGAAAGUAACUCAGCAUACAGCCAUGUAUAUCAUGUAACAAUGUGAAGCCACAUGUCCUAUUCAUUAUAUUUUCUCUGCUUGACAGGACCAUACAAAUUUGUGGUCUGAUUGAUUCUACUAAGAUAAACAUGUUUGGCUCAGAUGGAGUCCAGCACGUGUGGCAAAGCCCUGUUGAGGAGAACCAAGAAAAUUGUGUCUUGCCUACAGUAAAGCAUGGUGGUGGUUGCA